AUGCCACUGCUGCCACAGUCAGUGGAGGCAGAGCACUUUGACGGACUAUCCCUGCUUUACUGGACCAUCAUGGGACCCCAUGGCAUCAACCGUGCUGUGCAGAGACUGGAGUUUUCUGACUGCAGAAAAGGACUCGGGGUCAAGAUCAUUGGAGGUUACAGAGAGCUAAGUGGUGAAGAGUUUGGAAUUUUCAUUAAACGGGUCUUACCUGGUGGUGUGGCUGCACAGGACGGACGUCUUAGAGCUGGUGACCUCAUUUUAGAUGUCAACAACAUGAAUUUAGGGGGUGUCACAAAUGAAAGGGCGGUGGAGAUUCUGCGCAUGGCAUCGGCCACAAACCACAUGUCUCUUCUGAUUGCUCGGGAUGAGGAGUCCAGGAGAGAGUUUGCUGAACUCAUGGAGAAAUAUGGGUCCAACAGCAAUACAAGUUCAGGCACCGGCAGGACAUCUCCUACUCCUGUCUCCACAGGUAAGCUGACUGACACUGCUUCAUCAUCCUCAUCCUCAAGAUCGACAAGCCCUCAAGUCUUAAGCCCUAAAGACUGCAGCACAGCCUCAAUAGCUCCACAGGUUUGCAGUGACUGCAUGAUUCAGUUGAUAUGUGUUGCCAAGGGAACAGGCUUGGGUCUGGUCAUCAAGGGUGGAGCAAACCGUGCAGAGGGGCCAAUGGUGUUUAUUCAGGAAAUAGUGCCUGGAGGAGACUGCCAAAGAGAUGGAAGACUAAAGGUAGGAGAUCAGCUCAUAUCUAUCAAUAAAGAGUCUUUUAUCGGAGUAACGCAUGAGGAGGCCAAAAGCAUACUAACUCGAACAAAGCUCAGAACUGACCCCACGGUGGAGAUAGCGUUUAUUAGACGGCGGUCUUCCUCUGACUCCAGCAGUGGCCCCCAUAGCCCUAUCUCUCUGCAGCCCCCAUGUAGCACGGCCCCCCAGCUCAGACCCCUUGGCCUGGGGGGAGUACCUUUGCCUGGGGGGAUUGUUCCCAAGAUAUCUCCUACCCCCAAUUCUGGUUGUGAGACAUUACCUUCUGUCAAACUGACUCAAGUACGAACAGUACCAGUGAAGCCAGAGCUCCCUUCUCUCACUACCCCUGAGAGUGCCUGCACCACAUUGGACAAUUCUGAUGCCGCUGCUGCCUGUAAGCCCAGCACCACUCCCACAGCUGCCCAGUCGAGGCCACCGUCACUCAGCUCUAGCUGUCGAGUCAAACUGGAGAGGCUGGAACAGGCUUUAGAGGUGUUGGGGCUAAAACCAACUGAGUCUCAGCUCCAGAUAUUGAGAGAGAGGCUCCGUGUGGACCCUGGUGGGACAGUGGCCUAUGGAGAUUUUGAGACCUUGACAAAAGAGCUCUUCAAGUUGACAGAUGAGUCAAAGCUGGGCCAGGAAGUAGCCAGAUUCACGUCUGAUGAUCUCACUGACUCUUCAUCAAACCCUCUGGCAUCAACAUCUGAUUCUGAAGACCUUGAUGAGAUGGAGAGAUUAAGAAAAGAUCACAUUGAAGCCUUAAGGGAGAUAAAGAGACUGCAGGAUAAGCUGGCUGAGUCUGAAAGCCUUUGUCAUCAAAUGCAGCAAGAGCUGACUAAAGUCAAACAGGAAGCAAAAGCCGCGGUGGAUGAGAGCAGAGCUCUGCAGGCGCAGAUCCACCUGGCUGAGGCUGCUCAGAAGCAGGCGCGGGGAAUGGAGAUGGACUACGAAGAGGUCAUCCACCUUUUGGAGGAAGAGAUAGCAGAGAUGAAGUCUCAGAGAAAUGAAAAGCUUGGCCAGCCCAAGGAGGAGCAAGAAUUGAAGAAGAGGAUUGCUUUGCUUGAGUGUCAGUUACGAAAGAGCGAAGCUGCAAAGAAAGGCUUUGAGGUUUCUACUGGCAAACUUCUGCGCUUUGUUGAGGUCAUCCAAGACUUCCUAAUUGAGCACCAAGGAUCUUUACGGACUCAUAGUUCCCAGAGUGAGCCAAAGCUGGCUGCUCUGUCUCAAGCUCUGGCUUCACGAGGUGGGAAGAAAAUGUCCAGGACAGCCUCAACGCUUGCCUUGGAAGCCAAAGAGCUCACUCGCACUGUUAGAGCCAUUUUGGAAGUGGACUGCUUACCCUAUGGCUGGGAUGAAGCUUAUACUGCAGAUGGUGUCAAAUACUACAUCAAUCAUGUGACUCAGACGACAUCAUGGACUCACCCUGUGAUGAACUCUUUGGGUCUUUCGGAACCAGAAGCAAAUGACCAAGCCCAGAACACUCCAGAGGCAAAGGGCUAAAUCACACAUCAUCACAGAAUUGGCUUUGCCUGCUCACUUCUCACUUUUCCGUGAAGAUCAUGUGUUUUAGAUACUAAACAAUUGCACUGAAUACAACUGAAUUCAACUUCACAGGUAGAAUAAUUUCAGCACUGAUUAAUAUUUCAUGCUCAGCAGGCCUCUCUGACAGGUAUUUGACAGGGCUUGGUUUUCAUUUCAGUGUGGAUAAGCUUGGGGUAUAAUCACUAUUUCUUGAAGUAUCUAAAAGUGACUAGUAUUAUUAGCAGCCUCAUUCAAAAAUUGCCAAAACAGCAGCAUGGUCAUCCUAGGGCUUCCUCUGACCCAUCCAGACCAAACCAUGGUAAAUUUACAUAUGAAAAUGAUCGAGUGGGUGUGUCAGGUCUCGUCGCCUUAGGCUGACAACAGGUGUUGUUCAGAAUCUCUGUUUUCGCAGUUUCAAAAACUGACCUACAAUAUGCAGCAGUUUCUAUUAGAGGCUUUUUUGCUAAGUCACUGAUUUUAUAUCUGCUGACCACAUACACCAAUCAGCCAUAACAUUAAAACCACCUCCUUGUUUCUACACUCACUGCCAGUUUUGUUCUUCACUGUGUCAAGUCAUGGUCCACUCUAUUAGAUACCCCUACCUUGUUGGUCCACCUUGUAGAUGUAAAAGCUCAUCUGUUGCUAAACAGUUUGUGUUGGUCAUCCUCUAGUCCUUCAUCAGUGGUCACAGGACGCUGCCCACAGGACAAUGUUGGCUGGUUGGUGGACCGAUCUCAGUCCAGCAGAGACACUGAGGUGUUUGAAAACUCCAGCAGCAUUGCUGUCGCUGAUCCACUCGUACCACUCAUCUAACAAA
This is a messenger RNA of Colossoma macropomum (tambaqui), 3079 nucleotides long. RefSeq names its product syntaxin binding protein 4 (gene stxbp4). Bases 1 to 2241 code for a protein of 746 amino acids. Gene Ontology annotation, cellular component: cytoplasmic vesicle. Gene Ontology annotation, molecular function: syntaxin binding. The transcript is spliced from 22 exons. Lineage: Eukaryota; Metazoa; Chordata; Actinopteri; Characiformes; Serrasalmidae. The record is from RefSeq and is a predicted model, not a curated record. Gene Ontology annotation, biological process: regulation of insulin secretion involved in cellular response to glucose stimulus; insulin receptor signaling pathway.